Molecule: messenger RNA, 1269 nt
Organism: Zingiber officinale
Lineage: Eukaryota; Viridiplantae; Streptophyta; Magnoliopsida; Zingiberales; Zingiberaceae
Product: probable inactive UDP-arabinopyranose mutase 2
Exons: 2
Coding region: 218-1267 (349 amino acids)
Biological process (GO): plant-type cell wall biogenesis; UDP-L-arabinose metabolic process
Cellular component (GO): Golgi apparatus; cytosol
Molecular function (GO): UDP-arabinopyranose mutase activity
Source: RefSeq, a predicted model, not a curated record
UAUUUCCAAUUAUUAUAUAUUUUUGAUAUUUCAGACAGCUACUCCGCACUCCCAUGCCUCCCUAUCCUUCGCUUAGUCGGCUCGUCUCGUCUCGUGGCUCCUCCUCGUCCAACUCAUCGCCUUGCUGCUUGAGGAAAUCAUAACAAGCUAAGCUCCAUCUUGUUUCCUCCCUCUCAACACAAAUCACUGCCACUGAGAAACUUUUGCCUCUUUUAAAAUGUCUCUAGCAAUAGAGAACAAUGAAGUGGACAUUGUGAUUGCUGCUCUCCAUCCUAACGUUAAUUCUUUCCUAGAGGAAUGGCGGCCAUUUUUGGCGCCUUUCCAUCUUAUAAUUGUACAAGAUCCUGCCUUGAAGGAGGAACUUCAGAUUCCCUUGGGGUUUGACCUCCAGGUUUACUCUAAAUCUGACAUGGAAAGAGUUGCAAGUGGUUCCUCUAUUAACUUCUCAGGUUAUUCUUGCCGUUAUUUUGGGUAUCUCAUGUCCCGAAAGAAAUACAUUAUUUCAAUUGACGAUAACUGCCAUCCAGCGAGGAACAACUAUGGUGUUCUAGUUGAUGCUGUGGACCAACACAUAACCAACCUCCAAACGCCAUCCACACCAUUCUUCUUCAACACACUGUAUGACCCGUUCCGUGAAGGUGCAGAUUUUGUCCGUGGCUACCCUUUUAGUUUGCGCCAUGGUGUCCAAUGUGUAAUAUCAAGUGGUUUGUGGCUCAAUUUAGCUGACUAUGAUGCUCCAACUCAGAUUGUGAAGCCACAUGAAAGAAAUGCUCGAUAUGUUGAUGCUGUUUUGACUGUCCCACUCGGGGCAAUGACAACCUUGAGUGGAAUAAAUGUUGGGUUCAACAGGGAUGUUAUAGGACCUGCAUUCGUCCCAGGGCUGCAGUUAGUAGGGGAAGGAAAGCGAAGGUGGGAAACAUUGGAGGAUAUAUGGUCAGGCUUUUGCGCAAAAGCGAUCUGUGACCACUUGGGAUUCGGCGUGAAGACUGGACUGCCUUAUGUGCAUAGAGAUGAUGCAGAAGUGGGCAAUGACAUGGAGAGCCUGAAGAAGGAAUGCGGAGGAGUGAAACUGAUGGAGAGCAUUGUGCCCUUUUUCCAGUCUGUGAGACUUCCGACGACUGCCGUAACAGCAGACGAUUGUGUGCUAGAAAUCGCAGGGAUGGUGAGGGAGAAGUUGGGGAUGCUUAGUCCCAUAUAUCUGCAAGCCGCAAACGCUAUGGAAUCCUGGAUCAAGCUCUGGAAGGCUGUGGGGGCAAAUACAGUAUAGUA